UACGCAUCACUGAAACUUCUGUCUUCAUUGGGGAGUGCGAUGCUAUGGCACUUGUCGUUCUCGUUCGUCGUUCUGAUCGAAGUAGCAACUAGUUAAGUACACCUUUCCAUAGGCCGCACUCCGCACCAGCCAACCCAACCCUUAUGUUAUGUAGCAUUCCUUUUCCCCUACCUAUACUAACAAACAGACAAAACUCUCUCUCUCUGUGUUUCCUUUUCUCCCCAUUUUCAAUUCUGUUUCUACUCUUUGAAAACACCAGUCUCCUUGAGCCUUCCCUUAAUGGCUCUCUGUCUAAAAACAUCAAGAAUUAGUAUCCAUUGUCUCAAAUCCAAAAUGGGUCUGCUGAGCAUGAUCAAACAAGAUUCUUGUUUGAGUUCUUUAACUCAUCCUCAAAAACCUCCAUUUCCAACUCGCAAUGCUCAAAAUUUCAGAGACCCAGAUGCAAAUUUCCGAAUGUCAGCGACCCUUUUCUCCGCUCGUCGUUUGAAGUCUGUCAAAGCUGAAAAACAAUUCUGUUCUCUCGAUAAUGUUGAUCAUAAUCAGGUCUUAGAUUUACCAGGAGGAAAGGUUGUGCUCACUCCUGAGAUGAGGUUCAUAUCUGAAUCCCCUGAAGAGAGGGCACAAUGCUACCGGGUCCUUGAUAAUGAUGGGCAGCUGAUUAUGUGCAGCAAUUUUAAAAAGGUCGGUGAGGAAAUUGCUGUAAAAAUGUACACUGACAUGGUUACGCUGCAAACCAUGGAUGCUGUUUUCUAUGAAGCACAAAGGCAAGGAAGAAUUUCCUUUUAUGCAACCACAAUUGGAGAAGAGGCUAUUAACAUUGCAUCGGCAGCAGCACUCACCACUGAUGACCUUGUCUUCCCUCAGUAUAGGGAACCAGGGGUUCUAUUAUGGCGUGGUUUCACACUACAAGAAUUUGCAAACCAGUGUUUUGGAAACAAAGCUGAUUAUGGAAAAGGCAGGCAGAUGCCUAUCCAUUAUGGGUCUAACAAGCUCAACUACUUCACUGUAUCAGCAACGAUUGCUACACAACUUCCCCAUGCAGUGGGUGCUGCAUAUUCUUUGAAGAUGGACAGAAGAAACGCAUGUGUAAUCACUUAUUUUGGUGAUGGUGGCUCAAGCGAGGGAGAUUUCCAUGCUGCUUUGAAUUUUGCGGCUGUUAUGGAGGUCCCGGCUAUAUUUUUCUGCCGGAACAAUGGCUGGGCCAUUAGUACCCCUACUUCAGACCAGUUCCGAAGUGACGGUGUUGUUGUUAGAGGCCGUGGUUAUGGAGUUCGAAGCAUUCGAGUAGAUGGUAAUGAUGCUCUGGCCAUUUAUAGUGCGGUUCAUGCUGCACGUGAAAUGGCAAUUAGUGAACACAGGCCAAUCUUGAUUGAGGCCAUUACAUAUCGUGUGGGGCAUCACUCCACUUCCGAUGAUUCCACCAAGUACCGUCCAGUUGAUGAGAUUGAAUGGUGGAGAUCGGCACGAGACCCAGUAGCUAGAUUUAGAAAAUGGAUUGAAAGCAAUGGUUGGUGGUGCAGUGAGGCUGAGUCAGAGCUAAGAAACAAUGUGAGGGAGCAGCUAUUACAUGCAAUUCAAGUGGCAGAAAAAAUUGAGAAACCCCCACUUGCCGAGCUUUUCAUGGAUGUUUAUGAUGUUCCCCCAUCAAAUCUUUGUGAGCAGGAGAAAUUGCUGGGAGAGACUGUUAGAAGGAACCCACAGUAUUACCCACCCGAUGUUUCUCUUUAGAUUAAUAUAAAUGUGCAUGUAUAGGCAGCUAAGUUCAUUCAUAAAAGCUUGGACUUGUUUUCUAGCAUCUGUUUUUCUAUUAACCUAAAGGUUUGCCGCCUUUGUCAAGCACUCUACAGGCUUAAACAAGCUCCACAAGUUUGGUUUUCCAAGUUCAGUGGCACCGUUGCACAACUUGGUUUCACCUCCAACUCAUACGACUCUGCCUUGUUCAUCCAAUGCAUUGGUACUAGUAUCAUUCUCCUUUUUAUUUAAUGUGAAUGACAUAAUUAUCACUAGUCAUAGUAGAAUCUCUGAGUGUUAACAUUCAGAGACGAAGGGAGGGGAGUGCCAGUAUUGGCCAUGGCCCUCCCUCCUCUUUUGAAAUAUAUUUAGACAGAGUUUGGUUAUGUGCA
This is a messenger RNA of Corylus avellana, 2123 nucleotides long. RefSeq names its product 2-oxoisovalerate dehydrogenase subunit alpha 2, mitochondrial. Gene Ontology annotation, biological process: branched-chain amino acid catabolic process. Gene Ontology annotation, molecular function: oxidoreductase activity, acting on the aldehyde or oxo group of donors, disulfide as acceptor. NCBI's taxonomy places the organism in Eukaryota, Viridiplantae, Streptophyta, Magnoliopsida, Fagales, Betulaceae. Gene Ontology annotation, cellular component: oxoglutarate dehydrogenase complex. The record is from RefSeq and is a predicted model, not a curated record.